AUGUCCGAGCCCGCCCGCACCGGCCGCUCCGCGCCGCCGCCCGGCAUGGCCCGCCCGCCGCUGCCCGCCGCCGCGCUGCUCGCCGCCGCCCUGCUGCACUGCGCGCCCGCCGCGCCCGCCCGCCGCCACAAGCCGGACAUGUCUCGAAAACAUCACACCUGGAAGGAGCAGACUCCCUGGCUUUCAUCCCUGGUGGGGACUGGUGUGCCCACCAAGGGCUUCCCCAUGGGUGUGGAUGAGCAGGCAGCACGCUGGAACCCGCCCCGUUGCGGUGUGCCAGACUUCCCGGUGCUGCCGGACGGCCAGAACGGGCGCAACCGGCAGAAACGCUUCGUCCUUUCAGGGGGACGCUGGGACAAGACCGAUCUCACCUACAAAAUUAUCAGAUUCCCAUGGCAGCUUGUAAAAACCAAGGUGAGAAGGACCAUCGAGGAGGCUUUGAAAGUCUGGAGUGAUGUGACACCACUGACCUUCACUGAGGUUCAGGAGGGCCGGGCUGACAUUGUCAUUGAUUUCACAAGGUACUGGCAUGGAGACAAUUUGCCCUUUGACGGGCCCGGAGGGAUCCUGGCACACGCGUUCUUUCCCAAGACGCACCGGGAAGGAGAUGUCCAUUUUGACUAUGAUGAGACCUGGACGAUCGGGAACAACCUGGGCACUGACCUCCUCCAGGUGGCUGCUCAUGAGUUUGGCCACGUGCUGGGCCUGCAGCACACAACUGUCUCCAAGUCACUGAUGUCUCCUUUCUACAUCUUCCGCUACCCACUGAGCCUGAGCGAGGAUGACAAGCAAGGUAUCCAGUACCUCUAUGGGAAACCCAAACCAGAUCCCGACCCAACCCCAACACAGCCAGCAGAGCUGCCCCAGCCAGACCUUGAAACAAAUGAGAUCACCAACGUGGAGGCUGUGCAGCCCGAUGCCUGUGACACAGCUUUUGACGCCGCAGCCACCAUCCGGGGAGAGCUGUUCUUCUUCACAUCUCGCUACGUGUGGCGGCUCCGAGCUGGAAAGCUGCAGGAUGGCUACCCAGCUCUGGCCUCACGUCACUGGCAGGGGAUCCCAAGCUCCGUCGACGCCACCUUUGAGGACCCUCUGGGCAAUAUCUGGUUUUUCCAAGAUUCUCAGUACUGGAUUUAUGAUGGCGAGAGACGAGUCUCUGGUCCCACCCCAACUGUGGAGCUGGGCCUCCCUGCUUCCCCCGUGCAGGCAGCUCUGGUGUGGGGGGCUGAGAAGAACAAGAUCUACAUCUUCAGUGGAGGCAACUACUGGCGCUUCAACCCUCGCACGCGCCAGGUGGACAACAUCUACCCCCGGACCAUGGCUGACUGGCGCGGUGUCCCACAGGAGAUUGACGCUGCUUUUCAGGAUGAGUUUGGUUUUGCCUAUUUCCUGAGAGGCCGAGACUACUGGAAGUUCGACCCCGUCCAGGUGAAGGUGCUGGAGGGCUACCCACGCCAGAUCAGCCAGGACUUCUUCAGCUGCACACCUUCCUCCAACUCCUUCAGAUGAAGGAGCAUCCCUCGCUCUUCCCUUCCAUCCU
Messenger RNA from Numida meleagris (helmeted guineafowl), 1540 nucleotides. RefSeq names its product matrix metallopeptidase 11 (gene MMP11). The transcript has 8 exons. Gene Ontology annotation, molecular function: metalloendopeptidase activity; zinc ion binding. Gene Ontology annotation, biological process: extracellular matrix organization; proteolysis; collagen catabolic process. The coding region runs from base 1 to 1509 and encodes 502 amino acids. Gene Ontology annotation, cellular component: extracellular matrix. NCBI's taxonomy places the organism in Eukaryota, Metazoa, Chordata, Aves, Galliformes, Numididae. The record is from RefSeq and is a predicted model, not a curated record.